Molecule: messenger RNA, 11921 nt
Organism: Acanthopagrus latus (yellowfin seabream)
Lineage: Eukaryota; Metazoa; Chordata; Actinopteri; Spariformes; Sparidae
Gene: ehbp1l1a
Product: EH domain binding protein 1-like 1a
Exons: 29
Coding region: 168-10193 (3341 amino acids)
Molecular function (GO): protein binding
Source: RefSeq, a predicted model, not a curated record
GUCUGUGGAGUGGAUGCCGGUGGGGAGCGGGUCAUACACCGCCGUAGCGGAGCCGAAGCAGGUGGAGUCUCUCCGUCCGCCUCACCCCGCUGCUGAACUACAGACGCUUCCUUCGUCUUAAUGUCGGUCCAUCGUGUAUAUGAGAGAAUUAUUUGACGAGUUUGACCAUGACGUCGGUGUGGAAGCGGCUUCAGCGGGUCGGAAAGAAGGCAGCGAAGUUCCAGUUCGCUGCCUCUUUUCAAGAACUGGUGAUAGAAAGCACCAAAAAAUGGCAACCAGACAAACUGAGAGUGGUGUGGAUCAGGAGGAACAGACGUCACUGCACAAAGCUCCACAGCUGGCAGCCAGGGAUUAAAAACCCCUACAGAGGCCUGGUGGUUUGGCAGGCUCCAGAGAGUUUAGACAUCACUGUCACGCUCUUCAAGGAACCAACUGCAGAGGAGUUUGAAGACAAGGACUGGACUUUUGUCAUUGAAAAUGAGACAAAAGGCCAUAGGAAGGUGCUGGCAUCAGUUGAUGUCAACAUGAAGAAGUUUGCCAGUGCCACACCAGCCCAGUAUAAUUUAACACUGAAGCUCAAACCGCUUUCGGUCAAAGUGGUGGAAGCCACGUUAAAACUGAGCCUGUCUUGUAUCUUUCUCAAAGAGGGCAAGGCCACAGAUGAGGACAUGCAGAGUUUGGCCAGUCUAAUGAGCAUGAAACAGAGUGACAUUGGAAAUCUGGAUGACUUUAAUGACAGUGAUGAUGAAGCUGGAGAGGACAGGAAGGCCACCUCUGGAUCUGGACAAGUUACUCAUGUUACUGCUUCUGCUACAAGAAUACAUGAUCUGGCUUGGAGGCCUGCAAUUGAAUCAGGCCCCAAAGUAACCUCAGAGAUGGAUUGGAAAACGUCCUCUGGCAUUUCUUCCACCAUCUUGGCCCCAUCUUGUCCUCCUCUGCCUGAACCCCCAGACCCCUCCAUUCCAUCCUUUUUACGUACAUGUCUGCCAAGCACUACCCAGCAGUCUCGGCCAUCCCCAUAUGCCUACUCACUGCCAGCCUUUACUCGGGCUCACCCACCUGCACUUCCCAAAAUCUUCCAACCCAGUGCCGGAUCAGUGCCCAUUUCGGCUCCUCGGAGGCCCCAUAGCUUCCACAGUGGUGUUUCUCCAGCUGAGGGCUUGGAAGUCCAGGCUUUCUCUACCUUCAGCUCUUCUAAAACCUCUUCUCUCUCCUCUUCAACCUCUGAUCCAUCUCUCCAUUCUCCCACUGCCUGUGACACGUCACAAACAGUUGUCCCCAGUGCCUGGUGUGCACCACGUAUUCCUUCCUUUUUUUCCAUCUCCUCCUCUACAUCUUCAAUUCCUCUCAGCUCCUUCCAUUCUAUACCUCCACCUCCUGCUCCCAGGCAGCCCAAAGCUCGCCUCAGCUCUGUGGGAGAGGCAGGCUCUGUCCUCACCAGGCCCACCAGUCUGCCAUCUGCCCCUGAGACAGUUUCCUGGCAGAGUGAAUGGAGGCCCCCCAAAUCUCAGGCCCCUCUAGCACAGCCUGCCCUCUCGCCUAAGUUACUGCAUCUCACUGCCAAUGAUUCUGGACAGCCUACAGUGCUGCAGAAAAAGCAGAGAAUAGAGAUGCCAUCUUCCUUCUCUCUUACCACUGGCCCAUCUUUAGAGCAGAAACCUCAGGGAGAGUGUGGAUAUGUUUCUUCCUGGAAACCUCAGGUCAACCCUGCAGUAGAGACCCCUUCACCUUCUCCUUUAAAUCCUGCCUCUUCACUUUUGCUCUGUGGGCCGCCUCCUCCUCCUCUUCCUCCUCAGCCUCAUAUAUCCCAAACUGCCUUAGUCUCCCCCAGUGACCAAGAUGCAGAAUUUAAAAGACAGUUGAGCACCCUGAGUGAAGAGGAUAACCAGUGCACCAAACCUACAACCCCUGAUCCCAGAGCCCCAGCCAAUCGGAGGCAUGAGCUGCCCAGGACUACAGAACGGAAAAGGGACGCACAUUUUGGUUUGGAGGUUGUCAAGGCAUCAGCAGGACAUGAAUACAUGUCUUCACAACAGCCAUCAUGCCCAAUUAUUGCUGGUGCUGCAGAACCGCAAUCUGAGACCCAAAUAAAUUAUCCUGAGCAGCAUCUUAUAAACAGGACCAUACUAUGGGAGGAGCUACCAAAGUCAACUACACUAAAAUGUCCUACAGACAAGAUCAUACAAUGGGUGGAACUACCAAAAGUGACUACAGAUGUGACAAGAAACACACCAGAGGAAGAAAUUAAAACGUUUAAAGAAAUGGUCAGUAUGGACCAAUUGUUACCUGGUAUUGCCAUGACCCCAAGUCUCUCCUCCAAGAUGUUGGACACUGAUGAUGACAGUAGGACAAAGACAGAGGCUGGGAUAGCAGAUAUGACGCUGAUAUGUCCAACAGUUAGUGGCAUGUUUGAAUUUACUGCUACUGCAAAACAUACAAAUGAAAGCUUACUGGAAAGUGACUUCAUGUGGGUUAAGCCAACAGAGGAUAAUGACAGUAUAACCACUGAGAGUGGUCUUCAUUUCAAAGGAAAUACAGAUUUGGAUUAUCAAAUUGAAAUGGAAUGGAAUGGAAGAAAUAAAAAGCCUACUGCACAAUGUAUGCCAAAUUCUGCGAAGCCUGAAAUUGAGUACAAACAGUUUACUUCCUCAGAAACCUAUCCUGGUAUGUCAAACAUUGCUGGUGUGCCAUCUAAAUUGACCGCAAAAGAAGAACCCUGGCUCAUGGAUCACAAACCAUUCUGGGAGAAACAAUCAAAACCAAAGGAAGUAUUCCAGCCAUAUGCAUUGGAGGAUGUUGAAAAGAACACAAAGAAAAUGUUUUUACUGGUGCCGUCUUGCCCUAGAGGGGCAAGAAAUCCAGGGUUCCCAUCUGUAUCACACUACAGUUUAGUUUUUUGUGGACCAAAUGCGAUGGAUGUUUAUCCUGAAUGUACUGGAGUCUCCUAUACACCUGAUUCACCACCUAUGAGGAAAGCAUCAUGGGUAGCAGAACAGGAAUCACUUUUAGAGAAGGAAAUGAAAACUAAGCUUGUCAUGACAGUGUCACCACAAGAGAAGGAUGAAAUUACACCAGUUGGAGUUUUGAUACCAACUUGCCCAAAAACAUCUUGCAUACUAGGCAUUCCCCUAAUUCCACAACCUAUGAUACCACAUCAUGGAUCAGAUAUGAUGAGCCUUUUGAGAACUUGCUCCAGAACAUCUUGUGUUGAAGGUAUUCCAUCAUUAAUGGAACAUUUGAGUAAAAAGUGGGCUUCAGAUUGUAAACCUUUAGAAGUAGCACCACACAAAAUCGACACAGUCAUAAUCAAUGACAUUUUUCACAAUGAUGACAUGAAAAGCAUGGCAGCUUUAGCCCCAACUUGUCCAAAAGAAGCUUGUAUCCCUGGAUUACCAUCUGCUAUGGAACCAACAGUAAGCCAUAAUGGGUUUAGUAGUGUCAGUCUCCUUUCAUCUUGCCCGGCUGCUUCUAGGACGGCUGGUUUUCCUUCAAUGCAGAAAGCUGACGAGAAAGACUGGAACACAAGCCAUGCGCCAAUAUGGGAGAAGCAAAUUAAAAUGGAGUCUGUUUUACAACUGGAGAACAAUACAAUUGACAAAGAUAUGAAGGGAUCUGUUACUUUUACGCCGAGUUGCCCAAGACAAUCAGUCAUCUCUGGUUUUCCUUCUUUACCAAAACCCAGAAUGAUUAAUGUUGUUAACAUGACAAAUAUGGUCAGUCUUUCAAGCUCAUGCUCAAAGAUGUCACAAAUACCAGGAUUUCCAUCAAAUCAUAAUUCAGAGGGGUGGACAAUGAGCAUGGAGCCACUGUUUGAACAAAGAAUGAAAGAAAAGAAGCUGUCAUUGAUUGACGAAUGUGAAAGAGAUAAGGAAGCAAUAAAAGCAAUGCUUGCCCUUGGACAAUCAUGUCCCAAAAUGGCAUGGGGGUUAGGAUUUCCUUUUCAGUCAACUGUUUGUUGUGCACAAAGUAUUAGCCUUUUUACUCUGUGCCCUCACGUUUCCAAAAUACCUGGAUUCCCAUCCAUUAAUGGGGAUAUGAAUGUAGGAUGGAUAACAGAAAAGGGGGCAUUGCUAAAGAGGCUGCCAAAUAAGGAAGUCAUAUUUGACAUAACAAAUGGCUACAAAAUGAUUGCAAGGCAUAUGGUUUCCUGUGUGCCAUCCUGUGCUAAAGAGUCAUCUAUUCCUGGUUUUGCAUCUAUUCCAAAUCCCCAAAUUGUGAGUUAUGGCUUAAAUGUAGUAAACCUUCUUCCGUUGUGUCCAGAACUUUCUGUCAUACCUGGUAUUCCAUCACUUGAAAGGCACAAAGAAGAAGGAUGGGGUGCCAGACUAGGUUCGUUGAUGUGCAAACCCCAAACGAACAUUCAUUGUAUUAUUAAUGGCUCACAAAUUACUGUAGACAAACCAAACAACAUGUUUGCUUUGGUUCCUUCCUGCCCUAGAGCAUCAAAGGUUCCAGGCUUCCCAUCUGUCCCCCAUUACAAUAUGCUUAGUAUUGUACCUGUUUGCCCAAAAAUAUGCAGGUGGCCUGGAUUGACAUCAUUUGAAAGGACCUCAAAAUUCCAAUGGCUUUUUGAUCCACACACAUUGUGUGAUAAGCUAUCAAAAGAGACAGAUUUUCAGAUACACUGUCCAAAUCAAGAUGGAAAAACUGUGAAGACGAUGUUGGCUUUAGCUCCAUCUUGCCCUGAAGCGUCCAGGAUCCCAGGGUUCCCCUCUGCACCUCAAACCAAACCCAAGAUCGAACCCAAUAUGAUAACUUUCCUAUCUUUCUGCUGCAGUGCUUCACAUCUCCCAGGAUUUGCAUCUAUGACUACAACCCAAAGUGAUGAAUGGCUAAAUGAGACAAAGCCAAUUUUGAUAAAGCCUCUGGAGAAGAGGGCAAAAAUUGUUACACAACUUGCUGGACAGGACCAGCUUUAUUGGUACAACAUGACAAGCAUGGUGACAUUAGUGACAACCUGCCCCAAAGAGGCCAGAAUAUUGGGCUUUCCCUCUGCUCAAGCUGGAAACAGACCACCAGACAUGGUCAGCUUAUACACAUCAGCUCCAUGUGUCUCAUGUCUCCAAGGCUUUCCAUCAAGAAGGAUGCUUAGCGCCGAUUGUAUAAACAAACAAAUUAGGACAACAGACAGCAAGUCCCUGUCAGAGAAUAUGCUGAAUGAGAAGAUGUUUCUUAUUGCACAACAUAAACAUGGACAGGAAGACAUGGGGUACAUGGUAGCAAUGGCUCCAUCAUGCCCACAUUUGACUGGAAUCCCUGGGUUCCCCAGCAUUUCACAAUCAAGCCCAACAGAGAAAGAAACAAGGACUAGUUUGUUUCCUUGUUCUACUGAGAGGCACGCAUCACAAGAAUUACCUCCUGUGCAGUCAACUCAGACAUAUCUCAAAGACCCAAGAAUUCCUGGUAGUCACUCCACAUCUUUAACCAGGCCCAGCACAGCACCUGCAUAUGGUGAGAUAUUUGCAGCUUUAGGAUUGAGGUCACUUUCACCUUUUAUGUCAUGUUUUUCUCUUAUGUAUUUUACUGUACUGUCUUUUAUGACAGAGGACAAAUUUGAAGGUGGUGCAAAGCACAACAUAGACCUUAGUGCAGAUAAAGGCAAAUCACAAGUAGAGAUGAUAGCAACAGAAGACACCCAAACAGUGAAGAAACUGUUGGACACAUCAGAACCAGCAGGUGCCUUGGGGUGGGAAGUAUUGGAGGCAGAGGGAACAGUAACUGAAAAACAGACAGAAUCCUUUUUGUCAGAAGACACCCCAGGACUAGUAAAGGCUAUUGUGGGUGUUUUCCACAAAGGGUUUCAUUCACUCAUUCUAGUAUCCAUGUCUCACAGUUAUGAAACAGUAGCAUCCAUUUUGGGGCCAUCUAGCUCUACUUUAGCUGAAGUGCAUCACCAACCCAAGGCUGUCUCUACUAUGGAUAUGAAAGACAAGAGUCUGGCUCUUUUGGAUGAGUCCUUUCCACGUUUCGUCGACAACACUACUUCCAUACAGAAGAUGGAGGGCCAAUUUGAAGACGUACACCCCACACAUGACAAUGAAUAUCCAACAAGUGUUGAGCCUUACAUGUUGGACUUACAUACAUGUGAUCAAUCAGUGUCACCAACUUCUGACAGUGAUAAUGGGUUUUUGGUUUGCGCAAACAUGAAAAAGUGGCCUCCGCUGACAGAGGCAGAUAUCACUGAAAUAUCAAAAGAUGAUAGUGGACAAGUAGAGGAGCAAGAGACCACUCUUGACCAAUUACAUACAAAGAUGAGAUCAUUCACAGGGCAGGACUCUGUUCAAACUUCAGAGUACAACAAAAGUUUAUUAACAAGACAACAGAGCGAGACAGAACAAGAUGAGGUUAGAACAAUGUCAUCUUCUUCACAGCUGGAUAAAGGCCCCCAAAGUAUGGAAGAAAUUUCUGCUACUUCCCUGCAGCCUGCAUCAAAUAAGUCACCAACAGAUGCCAAUGCAGAUAGAAAGAUACUCAUGGACAAAACUUCAGAUUUACAGAACCUCAGUCCAAUUGGACCACAAGCUGACAUUGCUGUCCCUCAGCGAGGCAGAAAGCCCAAGAGAAACACUUCAAAACCUCAACAUCAAGGAUGUGAUCAAGAAGAAGACACUAUUCCAGUGCGACCACUCAGAAGGAAGGAUAGUUUAACACCAAGCCGUAAACAAAAGUCUGAUGGUUUGCCAGUCAAACUUCUCCCUGAGGUUUUUCCAGUCCAGUUCACACAGCCUGCCACCGUCCCAUCUUGCAACAUAAAGACAGGAGUCAGUAGUGUUCCUGUGUGUGUACCCCAGAAUGAACAGUCCCAAGCAAAUGUUGAUGCACAACCAACACCAUACACUGAUGACCAUAGACAAAAAGAGCAAAUUGAAUCUGUGCAAAUAAUCAUGGGUUUUGUCCCUCCUCCCCGUGUGAAAAGGAGAGAUGGUAGUUUGCCACCUGAAACACCACAGGGAACGGGCCCUUGCAAGCCUCUGAGGAGAAAAGAUGGUGUCAGAGACACUUCUAUUCCAAGAACUAAUGAACAGCAGAAUUUGAAAGUCCAAGUCAGUUCUGCUUUGGAAGCUCCUGAUCCUGUUCCUCCUCAACCUUGUGUGAGGAGCUCUCGUGUCUCAGGUGCCCUUGAACCUUUACAGAGCAUUGAUAAACCCCAUCAAACAGCCAUCAAAAUAAUCCCCUCAAAACCUUUAGGUAGAAAGGACCACACAACCACCAAUCCUGAUGAGAGUGCAUCUCUAAAGGCAGAUGCAGAAUUGGUCUGCUCAAAGGAUAGGAGCUCUUCUACCCCAGAAUGGCCCAUGAAAGACAUUAACACAUCUGUCCAGGCUUCUUCUAAUGUAAUUCCUCCCUCAGAAGCAAAAGACUGCCCCCCAGAGAUAUUUCAUGUUGAUCAGACUGCGUCGCUCUCAAUCAUCAAGAAGAUAUGCCUUCCUCAACCUAGUAAGAGAUUGCCUUCAAGCAAAUCUGUCAAAAUUGUCAGUGACAAGGGAAUUUUGGCACAAAAUGUCAAUGUUGCAAGCAAGGAGUCUGUGAAACCAGUCCAGAUCAUCAACACGGUUAUGUGGGAUAUAGAAGAAAUAAAACAAUCAAAUAAAGCUGCUGACACAGCUGUUGACAGAAUUGACUUCACAUAUUUUAAGAAAUCAGAGAAUGCAUCAGAGAUAGCUGAGGCAGAGAAGCACAAACAAGCAACUAUUUGUGAGCCAAGGCCUCGUAUGAGGAAAUGUCUAAGUGGCUCCUUCCCGGAUGAUGUUACAUCUACCGGGAGCCCAUCUAAAGCAUCCCAUAGAGCGGAGGGACAGGCAGCAGGGCUAGAUGGUUUUGCAUUAACAACAACUAAAGAAUUGCCAUACAUGCAACACAGCAAAGGUGUCCUUCUUCCCCUGGGGAAUCAACCAUCUACGUCUGCAGAAGAAGUUACCCCUGUAAAGCUAAGGAGAAGCAGAUUGACCAUUGAGAGCGGUGUACAAGUAGAAAACGGUGCUGUUUUAGAGAAGACACCUGGCGAUUCAAGCUUGCCUAUACCAAAACCAAGACUAAAAAAACGUCUCAGUGGUUCAUUUCCAGAUGACACUACAGUUUCUGGCUCACCACCCUCCUGCCUAACAGACACUGUGACUGAUACCAUUGGUCAUGAACCAGUCCAACAGAAUGAACAGUCAAGCUUGCUUGUUCCUUUGCCUCGGGCCAAGAAACGUCUCAGUGCAACUUAUUCAGAUAGUAAAACAAUUGAUGACAAUAUAUGCCUGGGAAGCCCAGAGGAUAUAUCUGUCACUAAUGAGGAAACAGAGGAAUACUCAACCCCGCUGGAUUCAAGUGUGAUCUCUGAGGGUGGUUUUGUCACAAUCCAAGAUGAAGAUGAUGUUGCAUCAGAGUUGGAACGAGAAGUGUUAGCAGCAAUGGCAGAAGAAGGAUUUCUGAAGGCGGACAACAUAGAAGAUACUGAGAAGGCGCUGGAUGAAAUCACUGAAGACUGGACCUUUACAGAUAAACCUGUUGUCACUGAUGACUUAGAGAAGGCUGUUGUAGAAAUGUCUGAGCAUGCUGAAAAGGUUCUGGAGGCAGAAGUUGAUAUUGCUUCUACUGCAGCAACUUCUCUGGAUGACUGGCUGCAUGUAGAUAAUGACAAAGACAGUGAGCCAACUGACAGACAAUCAAGGAAAGAAAUAAGGGAAGAAGAGUUGGACUUUGGCUUUGUUUCUGUAGAAGUAGCUGCUGGUUGUUUAGAGGAACGGCAAAGGGAGACGCCUGAAAGAUCUUACGGGAAGAAGCGUUUGAGUGGCUCUUACCAAGAUGACAGCAAGUCAGACGCUGCUGGUCUCUACCAAGCCAAGGAACCAAUAACACCUCAGAAAAGGCCUGCAGAUGUUGCUGCCUCUCCUGAGAACCUUAUGGCCAGUCCCAGUUUAGUGACAUCCAGUAAGUCUUUGCUGGAAUGGUGUCAGGAAGUCACGCAGGGUCACAAGGGAGUGAAGAUCACCAACUUCAGCACCUCCUGGAGAAAUGGCCUCGCUUUUUGCUCCAUUCUCCAUCACUUCCAUCCAGAAAAUAUUAAUUAUGAAAUGCUUGACCCGUAUGACAUCAAGUCCAACAACAAAAAGGCCUUUGAUGGCUUUGCUGAACUUGGCAUUUCCAGGCUGAUUGAACCUUCAGACAUGGUCAUGCUAACAGUGCCUGACCGCCUCAUUGUCAUGACCUACCUCAAUCAGAUCCGUACCCAUUUCACAGGACAAGAGCUAAGUGUGCUUCAUAUAGAGAAGGAUAGCAGCGAGUCCAGUUAUGCAGUAGCAGGGGAGCGGGAUACCCAAGAGGACCCUGAGGCAACUGUUCGCUACUGUGCUCAGAGGUUCCAGGUGGAAGGUAUAAGUCUUGAGACAAAUGGGACUACUGGCAAAGCAGAGAAGGACAACAAAUCCAAUAGUGAUGUGGUUCCACCUCCCAGAACCAAACGACUGCAAGUUGUUGGGGCAGGUGGUGCUCAGUUACCAGUGGCACCACCAAGGACUCAUUUCCUGUCCAAGUCAAGUUUCUCUCAUGUCAAAGAUGCUGAUCUGGUCAAGAAGCGUAGGUCACAGCGGAGAAGUGGUUCAGUUGAUGAAGGAGACAUAUCAGUGGUAGUUGAAGAAGACAGCGCUACCGGGAGGAAGUCAGAAACUGAGAGAACAGAGGCUGUGGUUGAGGAGGGAAGACUAGAAGGGCAGGACCCCAGUCAGUAUGUGUUGAGUCAGAUGGAAGCCCUGGAAGCAGAACAAAACCAUAUUGAUAACAGAGCUGGUGUGGUGGAGAGGAAACUUAGACAGCUUCUCGAAACAGGCAGUGACAAGGUGGAGGAAGAGAGGUUGAUUCAGGAAUGGUUUACACUGGUCAACAAGAAGAAUGCAUUAAUACGGAGGCAGGAUCAUCUGCAGCUACUGCUUGAGGAACAAGACUUGGAAAGGAGAUUUGAGCUGUUAAACAAAGAGCUGAGGGACAUGAUGGCACUUGAAGACUGGCAGAAAAGUCAGGUCCAGAAACACAGAGAGCAGCUGCUGCUUCAGGAGCUGGUCUCAUUGGUCGACCAGAGAGACGAACUGGUCCACAACAUUGAUGCAAAGGAGAGAGGAGCCCUGGAGGAGGAUGAGCGUCUGGAACGAGGCCUGGAGCAGCGGAGGAGGAAGUAUGCUAAACAGCAGAAAGAGAAGUGUCUGAUGCAGUGAUCUUAUCACCCUUUAGCCACCAAACACUGGGUCACCUAUCUGAGAGAGUGUGGGUCAAGACAAAUUCAAGAUGGACCUUAUUUGGUGCUCAUUUAUCUGCUGUCAUACCAUCAAAACAGCUGAUUCAGGGAGCGUAUUCCUGCAAAAGUACAGAGUGUACCAUUUUGAGGUGGUAGUGAAUUUCCAGCAGUGACUGAAAUGGUCCAAAACCAGAGUGAGGCUCUGAGAAAUGUUUUGGCUUGGUUAUUUUGAUUUGUGUCAUAAAAUGGAGUCCAGUGCACCUUCAUUGUCCAUUCACCAAUCGCUACAGGACACUCAGCACCAAGGAAUUUUGACACAGUCAGCAGAAGAGGCAUCAGUGUUUCAGAGAAGUUGGCUUACCCGUUUUUUUUGCUGUUUCUGUGCAGUGGUUUUAGUGACGAUUGUUACACAAUGUCUUUGUGAAUGUUAAGAUACAGAUAUGAGCUACCAAAAACAGGAGAGACUUGGUUUGACCAGUGUUGAUUUGUUAAAGCAGUACGGAUAUGUUUGGAUUGAAAGUCCCCUCAACUGAAUGACUAAAUGUACAUUGCUAUUGACUGCUAAAACACCGACACCAGUGAAAAAUAGGCAAGGCCACACCAUAAAUUUUACGUGAUCAAAUUAUUUGUUCCUUUUCUGAUCCAGGUCUGUUUUUUUUUUAACAUGUACUUUGUCACCACAGCUGCCUAACUGACAAAUCAAGAACAGGAUUAGGGCCACUGUAAAAAAGGUAUUUUCUCUCAGAAUUUUUGCUAUUUUCCCUCUGAAUUCAGAAAUUGAAAAAAAAAAGUUAGGGUCUAAAUAAGCAACUUUAAUCAAAUGAAUUGGCACAGUUGCCUUAUCAUCUUCUGUAAAGAUGUGUUAUGUCAGAAGUGAUGUGUGAAAAAGUUUCUUGGACCCUGUGAGUGGAUUUACUGAUUGUAGCGGAUGCAUUUGAACUGAAUGCUGUCUUCCAGCCCUUAUGUUUUCUGUUUGCUUUAUUUUUUUGCUUUAUUUUUUUGCUAUUUUCAGGAGCAUGAUUGUGGUGUUCAAAUGUUUAUAUCAUAAUGUGUGACCACUUCUCUGUUGAAGCAGUUGGAAUGCAACGGCAAACAAAGCUGCCAUGGUCACUGAAUCCGAUAGAUCAGUCUUCGAACUAACUUAUUAGAUUAAUUUAAAGUUGUAAUAUUUAUUGAAUUAAGACGUAUGAGAUGGAUGAGCAGCUACUCAGAGCUGUCCAAUGUAUUGGUUUGUAAUUGAACUAAAUCGUAUAAAACACACUCAGUGACAACUGACAUUUGUUUUCCUAUUCAGGUCAUUUAUGGAAAAUAGUGACUUCUGCAUAGGUGAAGUCUUGAAUGCCUCGGCAUGAUAAAACCAAAUCUCUAGCACGAUGUUAUCAUUUGCUAAAAGUGAUCUCUUUCAGUAAUGAAAGGAUGCUUCCUCCUUGUUUUGUACUGAAAGGUUAUGUGCUUUUGCUUCAGUGUAAGGAUGUUCUGUAACAGUGACAUUUAUGGGCCUGAGAAAUUUGGUUUAGUGUAUUGAAAAGUUUACAGUUCUCAUGUUGCCAUAACUUGUGGUCGUAGCUGCUCUGACCACCAUUUGUGUGAAUUAGUUACUGCAUGUUAAAAAGAUGGUGUUUUUAGGAGCUUUGAUUUGUGGUUUUUAUGUGAUAUUUGCACUAUUUGUAAAGUUUGGAAAAAUACAAAAGAUUUGAAUGCCUCAACA